Messenger RNA from Candidula unifasciata, 330 nucleotides. NCBI's taxonomy places the organism in Eukaryota, Metazoa, Mollusca, Gastropoda, Stylommatophora, Geomitridae. The record is from the annotation of a GenBank genome assembly.
AUAAUUAUGGAGACUCAACAAGCAAAACAGACAUUAGCAGAUAUUGAAGCAAGACAUAAUGACAUCAUGAAAUUAGAAACAUCUAUACGUGACCUCCAUGAUAUGUUUAUGGAUAUGGCUAUGCUUGUGGAAAGUCAGGGUGAAAUGAUUGACAGGAUUGAGUACAAUGUGGAACAAGCUGUGGAUUAUAUUGAAACAGCAAAGAUGGAUACUAAAAAGGCUGUUAAAUACCAGAGUAAAGCCAGACGAAAAAAGAUUUUAAUAAUUGUGUGCAUUUUGGUUGUUCUCGUGAUUAUUGCCAUCAUCAUAGCUAUCGCUGUCACAGCUUAG